Messenger RNA from Triticum urartu, 1296 nucleotides. RefSeq names its product protein STRICTOSIDINE SYNTHASE-LIKE 10-like. Gene Ontology annotation, molecular function: hydrolase activity. Lineage: Eukaryota; Viridiplantae; Streptophyta; Magnoliopsida; Poales; Poaceae. The record is from RefSeq and is a predicted model, not a curated record. Gene Ontology annotation, cellular component: endomembrane system.
UUAUAUAAGAAGGCAUACGCCGCCGCCGCUGCUUCUCAAAUUAAUGGACAUGGAGGAGGCCAGGCAUUGUCGCUCUGCCACCUUGCUCAUGUCCUUCCUCUCCCUCGCAUUUCUCAUAUGGCCACCUCCAAUGGCGGCCGCCACCCAGGAGAUGAAGUCUAUUUACGCCGGCUCGAGGGUCAUACCGGUGCGGUUGGCCCGGCCGGCGUUCGGCCCGGAGAGCAUCGUCUUUGACCACCGCGGCGGCGGCCCGUACACCGGCGUUUCCAACGGUCGCGUCGUCCGGUGGAGGGGCAACCGCCGCCACCGCGGCUGGACCGAGUUCGCCCACAACUACAAGCACAAGACGGUGGCGGAGUGCGCGGCGAGGAAGAAGGUGGUGGAGCCGGAGAGCGCGUGCGGGCGGCCGCUGGGCCUGCAGUUCCACCACGCGUCGGGCGACAUGUACAUCGCGGACGCGUACCUGGGGCUGAUGAGGGUGGGGCGGUGCGGCGGGCUGGCGGAGGUGGUUGCCACGGAGGCCGACGGCUUGCCCUUCAACUUCCUCAACGGGGUCGACGUCGACCAGGAGACCGGCGACGUCUACUUCACGGACAGCAGCACCGUCUACCAACGGAGCGAGUACAUGCUGGUGGUGCUGACCGGCGACGCGACGGGGCGGCUGAUGAGGUACGACCCGCGGACGGGCAACGUCACCGUGCUCAGGUCCGGCCUGGCCUUCCCCAACGGCGUGGCCGUCAGCGCCGACGGGACGCACCUCGUCGUGGCCGAGACGUCCUCGUGCAGGCUGCUCCGGCACUGGCUGCGCGGGCCCGCGGCGGGGGUGACGGAGGUGCUCGCCGACCUGCCGGGGUACCCGGACAACGUUCGCCCCGACGGAGGCGGCCGGGGCGGGUACUGGGUGGGCAUGAACCGGGACAAGCAGUGGGCAGAGAGCGGGACCACGGCCAACUCCAUGAGCGCCGUCAGGGUCGUCGUCGCCACGAACGGCACGGUGGUCGAGGCGCUUCGCGGGUUCGGCGACGCCACGGUGAGCGAGGUGGUGGAGCGGAACGGGUCGCUGUGGAUCGGCUCCGUCGACACGCCCUACGUCGGCCUGUUCAAGCUCGCAUCUCUACCGCAAUGCGGUGGGUAAGCAUCGCAUCGCAAUUCAUGUCGUCUGAGCGCGUGUGGCUGGGCUCCGUUCAACUCAUGUAGUACUAGUACAAUCGUGCGUCCUGUGCCCUAGUAUGUUGCUACAUGCUGUAACCCUAGCCAGAAGCAGUAACUAAUCUGAUCAUCGCUGUCGUUCGUCAA